AGGGUCUGGAAAGAGUCGUACCAAAUAAGGAAAUAGGUGGAAGCUAGACUCGUGUACUUGAAAAACAUAGUUGCUUCGAUUGAUUUCAGAGGUCGUUCUACCCUGAAACUCUUGUCAUUCUAUUGUAAUUCGCAAAGAGUCCACACUUUUAAAAUGCCAUAUAUAUGUGAACUUUUUAUCUGUUAAGUGCUUUCCCAGUUUGGCGACCUCCCCCUGUCUCUGAAGUGGGAGGGUCCAGCAAAACACCAAAAGAAGGAAUUGUUUUAGAGUUCAGUCAUCCAAAAAAGCCCAUUCGGCGUGGAGAGGAGAACUCGGGGCUUUUAGCUUUCAAAUUGUUUUUAACGACGAUUUCCAACACUGGACAAAAAAAGAAAAAAUACACAUACUUUUUGGGAUUUACCAGUAUAAUCGGAACACUAGAACGGACUGGAGAUACAAGUUUUGGUUGUGCAACUGAGAGGCAGUCUGAGUUGAUGGUGUGAAGAUGGGGGUGCCGAGGAGCUUUUUCCUUUUUGCAGCUGUGGCUGCUCUAGUAUCCUCAGCAGAUGACAUGCCAUCGUUCACAGUACAGCCUGCCUCUGUGGUUCAGAAGUUAGGCGAGUUGGUCACCCUGACGUGCAGCGUGGAGCCUUCAAUUGCUACUGUGAGCUGGCAAUAUAACGGACAGUCCUUGCCUGUUAAUACAUCUGAUCUGGGAGUUCUAGUUCAAAGGGAUACCCUUAUUAUUCCUUCUCUCAGUAACCUCAACGUUGGGCGCUACCAAUGUGUGGCACGGACAGCCUCCGGAGCAUGUGCGAGCAUCCCGGCUUCUGUGACUGUGGCAAAGUUGAGAGAUUUUGAGGUGGAUGGUCAACAUGAGAUUGAGGUCGAUGAAGGUAACACAGCAGUCAUAGAAUGUCACCUCCCCGAGAGUCAGCCAAAGGCUCAGGUGCGGUACAGCGUUAAACAAGAGUGGCUAGAAAGCUCUACAGGGAAUUACUUGAUCAUGCCUUCAGGAAAUCUACAAAUUGUGAAUGCAACACAGGAGGAUGAGGGCACUUACAAAUGUGCAGCCUAUAACCCUGUAACUCAGGAGGUGAAAACAUCCAUUUCCACUGACCGGCUACGCAUCCGACGCUCCAUGGCAGAAGCGGCCAGAAUAAUCUACCCACCUAGGGCUCAGACUAUCAUUGUGACAAGAGGACAAAGCCUAGCAUUAGAGUGUGUAGCCAGUGGUAUACCGCCUCCACAGGUGACUUGGGCUAAGGAUGGUGCUACCCUGGGCUUGCAGAACAAGACCCGCUUCCUUCUCAGUAACCUACUGAUUGAUGCUAUCAGUGAAUCUGAUUCUGGGACCUAUAGCUGUCAGGCAGACAAUGGCAUAGGAGAGCCAGGUGCAGCCUUCAUCUACUACAGUGUACAAGUGCUUGAGCCCCCUGAAGUGGUCCUAGAGCUCCAGCAGCAGUUUAUACCCUGGGGACAAAGUGCCCUCUUCAACUGUGAUGUUCGGGGUAACCCUCAGCCUUCAGUGGUCUGGCUACACAAUGCAUCUCCCUUGACUAUGUCCCAGCGACACCAUAUAACUAAGCAGACACUGCACAUCCUGGAUAUUGGUCCUCAAGAUGAUGGCAUCUACCAGUGUAUGGCAGAGAAUGAUGUGGGCAGCUCACAGGGGGCUGCUCGACUAAUCACUGUGCCAUCUGAAUUCCCUUUUAAAGGAGCAACUGAUUCUCCCACUGAUGUUUUUUCUCCAGUGGAUAGUUUACGACCUCUUGGUCCUGAAAGGUCACCACUCAGACCCUGGCCCUCAGUACCCAGUGCUCCUGUCAGUUGCUCCAAAGGUACUGGACCAGUGCAGCUAGCGGAGGCCCCGGUUAUCCUUAGCUCUCCUCGUACUGCAAAAGCUGACUCUUAUGAGCUGAUGUGGCGACCAAGGCAUGAUGGUGGACCACCUGUGCUUGAAUAUAUCAUCAAACAUAAGAAGGCUGGAGAUCCCUCAGAUGACUGGACUGUGGCAUCCAUACCGGGUCACCUAUACCGCCUCACCCUGGUUAAGCUAGAGCCUUCCAGUCUGUACGAAGUAGAAAUGGCUGCCAGAAACUGUGCUGGCCUAGGGCAGGCAGCUAUGAUGACCUUCAGAACAGGAAAAGGCCGCAACCAAAACCAGAAGUCUCAAGGGAUUGGUGCCAGUGGGCCAGACAUCAUCCUGAAUGAUGACGCAGGCAGCAGCAGCCAGACCCAUAGCCAACUGGAUAAUGCCAGACUCUCCCCUCCUGAAGCUCCUGAUCGACCAACUAUCUCCAUGGCAUCCGAAACGUCUGUUUAUGUAACCUGGAUUCCUCGAGGAAAUCGUGGAUUUCCGAUCCAGUCCUUUAGAGUUGAAUAUAAGAAGCUGAAAAAGGGAGGUGAUUGGGUUUUGGCAACCAGCAGUAUCCCACCAUCCCGACUUUCUGUGGAGAUCCCUGGCCUCGAGAAGGGAACCUCCUAUAAGUUUAGAGUACGAGCAGUCAAUAUUUUGGGAGAGAGCCCACCCAGUGCUGCCUCUAAGCCCUACAUUGUGUCUGGCUACAUUCACCGUGUAUAUGAGCGUCCAGUUACUGGGCCCUAUAUCACCUAUACAGAAGCAAUCAAUGAGACCACCAUUAUGCUGAAAUGGAUGUAUAUUCCAGCCAGCAACAACAAUACCCCAAUCCAUGGCUUCUACAUCUACUAUCGCCCUACUGACAGUGACAAUGACAGUGAUUACAAGAAAGACGUGGUGGAACGUGACCGAUACUGGCACUCCAUAACCCGAUUACAACCAGAGACUUCAUAUGACAUAAAAAUGCAGUGCUUCAAUGAAGGGGGCGAGAGCGAAUUCAGUAAUGUUAUGAUUUGUGAGACUAAAGCUCGACGACAUCCUCGGCCUCCAGUUGACUCUACACCUCCUCAAUCCACUCCUGGCUCAGGGGAGGUGUCAACAAUUGCCCGUGCUAGUGACCUGCCCUACCUCAUUGUUGGCGUGGUGCUGGGCGCCAUUGUUUUUAUGAUUGUGGCUUUCAUUCCCUUCUGUCUAUGGCGUUUCUGGGCUAAACAGAAACACACAUCAGACUUGGGCUUUACUCCGACAGCCCCAUCGAGGUCCUCUUGUCAGUAUACCAUGGUUCCACUACGGAGUGUGCCUUUGCCCAAUGGCCACUGCCCUGUUGGUGGAACAGUAAUCUCGCUGAAUGGUGGCUGUCACCCUCACAGUACUCCUGGGAAACCGUUAGAGUAUUGUGUGGAUCAGUUGUGCCAGGGUGAUGUGAGCUGCACUUCUCUGCUUUCAGAGACCGUGAACCACUCCAGACAUGUUGGGUACGACUCCUCAGAAAGGUCGCCAAGUCAAGAGCUUCAAGAAGGCUCAUUUCUACCUGACAACUCUACCUAUCAGCUUCUUCAAACCCAGGAGAAUCUGAGGCAGCCAGAGAAUACGUGUCACUUGACUGGAAGUGGGCAGCUGCAAGGCAGAGCCUGCGUAAACUGUAGGACUGACACAGACAAAGCAGGUUCACUGGGAUGGCUGCUGGCGGCUCCAGUGGAGAACGUCGAGAGGCCAGAAAUGCAUUUGCCCGUUAGCAGCACAGUGUCCUGCAGUGCUGGCGACCUGCGGCCCGCUGCUGACGUCUACAGGGGGCUUCAGAGCCAGGAUCUUCCACAGAGUUAGAACCAGCACCUCCACAGAAGAAGACUUAUUUAUUUUUGUAUAAGAAAUAUAUUUAUAUAUUUAUGAAUGUAAAUAUUUUAUAUGUGCUUUGUUGUACUGUAUAUAUGGGGGGUGCUUUCUGUGAAAAGUGCACAAUUUCAUACUCUAUAUAGGAAAAUAUAUCCACAUACCGGCUGUAACUGCCUCUUAGCUCCCGCCCAGAUGUUACCUGCUCAAGCUGCAUCCAUUGCACCCAUCCAGACAUUAUGGACCUACAGGACGGCUCCUGACAAAUGUUAUUCAUGUCCUCCAUGUGACAAGGCGGGUUUAUCACCAGGGCCCAUGAAUGCCAGCAUCCUUUUGCCAAAAUGCAGGUUUUUGGUGUUGGUAGAAAAUUGACUGAACCCCCCAAACCUGACUUCAGGUGUCAUUAAACAUUUUAUAAUAUCACCAUCAGAACACAGGGGGGUCUUCAUUUGCAGUUUUUUUUGGCCACCCUGCCCUUCAUUCCCUGCAGCAGACGCCUGCUCAGUCCUGUGCCAUGGAUGUGCCGUUCUCUGUCAUCUGUAAAUAUUGUACAUGUAAUACUCGCGUUACCCAUCUGCCUCUGUAUAUUUGCAUUGUGCAUGUUUAAUUUUGUAUAGAAAAAUUAAAAGCUAUUCUUGAUAUAAA
Molecule: messenger RNA, 4315 nt
Organism: Polypterus senegalus (gray bichir)
Lineage: Eukaryota; Metazoa; Chordata; Cladistia; Polypteriformes; Polypteridae
Gene: boc
Product: BOC cell adhesion associated, oncogene regulated
Exons: 19
Coding region: 485-3664 (1059 amino acids)
Biological process (GO): axon guidance; cell-cell adhesion; nervous system development
Cellular component (GO): plasma membrane; axon
Molecular function (GO): protein binding
Source: RefSeq, a predicted model, not a curated record